Coregonus sp. 'balchen' is the source of this 7692-nucleotide messenger RNA. NCBI's taxonomy places the organism in Eukaryota, Metazoa, Chordata, Actinopteri, Salmoniformes, Salmonidae. The record is from the annotation of a GenBank genome assembly.
CUUCGUUACUGUUGUAAUGGUCAGAGCACCAAAGAUUGCACUGUCAACGUCAAACAAACGCCCCAAAAAACUGAUUAAAAGACAGCUUUAAAAAACUAAAGAAAUAUGGACGACGACGUGUUGACAACUUUGAAAAUAUUGAUAAUUGGUGAGAGUGGUGUCGGAAAGUCAAGGUAAGAUAGUCUUUGUUUUGAAGUUUUGCUCAUUGCAGGAGGGCUGUUUUGCCUACAAUCUUGAGCUAGCUACAGUAGGUAACUUAGGUAGCUAACGUUAGUUGGAUAACAAGCUGCAUCCCUUUGUCCUUUGAAUUCGGAAUAAAAAUCCGUUUCCUACACUUUUGCUUUUUAUCAUCUUACUUAAUGAUUAUUUAAAUAUUUGCUGGUAAGUUGCUAGCUACGUGUUAAAGUUAUUUUUUCUUUGUUGUCUAGCAGAACCAGUAUGCAAAGGAAACGAUGAAUAGCUUUCUGGGCACAGAGGAGAUCUCGUCACAUUCAUCUGUCUCGUUUGCCCAGAUACUGGUUCAGCUAUUAGCUAGCCAGCUAGCUAGCUGAAAUAAGUGCUUUUCUGGAACUGGUGCUGUGUGGCAAGCCCACCCCACACCAGCCCUUGCUUGCUAGUUAGCUAACUAAAUAGUUUUCCUAGGUUGUGGGCUAGCUAGGCUAUAUUUGGUGUGUCAGUGUUACAAUGCCUGCUCUCUGACAUGGUAUUGCCCUUCUGUCCCCAAACAGUCUUCUCCUGAGAUUCACAGAUGAUACUUUUGACCCAGAACUAGCAGCAACCAUAGGUAAGUCUAAAGGAGCUCCAUCAUCAAAGGAGUGUUCCCCAGUGCACUGUAAAUGGGGAGGGGAAAACACACAAUUCCCACUCUAACAGCCCUUUUGACACAGUUGCUAGGCCUAUGUGACAUUGGAAUAUUGUUGUCACACAUUAGGCUAUUCAUAUUUAUGGGUCACCACUUGAAAGCCAUUGGUUCCUCUGAGUCUGCUCCUUCCAUUCUCUUUUUGAUACAGGUGUGGAUUUCAAAGUCAAAACAAUUGCAGUGGAUGGGAACAGAGCCAAGCUUGCUAUUUGGGUAAGUGUAUGAAAAUAAUGUAUUUUGUAUUAUCAUUCAAAUCUAAUCUCUAUCACUGUAAGUGGAUUGAUUAUCUUAGGUGUGGCCAAUGUACUCUGUGAUCUGUGAAGUGAACAUCAGGAAAUUCACUUACUUAAAGGGACAAUCUGUAGUUCAAACAAAAACAAAGCGGAAACCCGCCACUGUUUUGGUAAAUAACUGAGGGAUGGGGCUGAAGUGAACCAGUAUCUGUGCGUUAUAGACCUCUCUAACUCUCAUUCACCAGCUCUGCAAGCAUUAUGAUGUCAAAAUACGUUUGUUUAUCACCAAAUAUGGAGUUUCGUGGAGCAACUAUCAUCAUUUACUCCUGUUACGGCUGGUAUGUAAUUUUAACAAAGGUCAAAAUAAAAAUGUACAAGCAACUGAAGAAAUGCCUGUUGUAGACUUCCAACCUGUGUGUGGCAGGAAUGAGUGAUUGCUGGAGGUGCCAAAUAGGAUUUUUUUUUUCUUCGGUUGCUUGUACAUUUUUUUAUUUAGACCUUUUGUUGGAAGUACAUACCAGCCGUAACAGGAGUAAAUGAAGAUAGUUUCUCAAUGAAACUCCAUAUUUGGUGAUAAUCUAGCAUAUUUUGACAUUGUAACGCUUGCAGAGCUGGUGAAUGGGAGUUUGAAUCAGAGCUUUCUGGGUGUUAGAGAGAUCAUGUACAGUGCCUUCAGAAAGUAUUCACACCCCUUGACUUUUUCCACAUUUUGUUGUAUUCACACCCCUUGACUUUUUCCACAUUUUGUUGUGUUACAGCCUGAAUUUUAAAAUGGAUUAAAUUAAAAUUGUGUCACUUGCCAACACACAAUACCCCAUAAUGUCAAAGUGUCUUUGUUAUGGCAAGCCUAAAAAAGCUCAGGAGUAAAGAUUUGCUUAACAAGUCACAAGUUGCAUGGAUCACUCUGUGUGCAAUAAUAGUGUUUAAAAUGAUUUUUGAAUGACUACCUCAUCUCUGUACACCACACAUACAAUUAUCUGUAAGGUCCCUCAUUCGAGCAGUGAAUUUCAAACAGAUUCAACCACAAAGACCAGGGAUGUUUUCCAAUGCCUCGCAAAGAAGGGUACCUAUUCGAAGUGAUGCAGACAAUUACAUUGAUGGAAGUUACAAUCUAUCUGCAAUAUUAAAGCUGAUCUACCCCCUAACAAAAUUAUAAAAAAUAAAUAAAUAAAAAGGCCACCUAUUGGUAGAUGGGUAAAAAAUAAAAACAGCAGACAUUGAAUAUCCCUUUGAGCAUGGUGAAGUUAUUAAUUACACUUUGGAUGGUGUAUCAAUACACCCAGUCACUACAGAGAUACAGGAGUCCUUCCUAACUCAGUUGCCGGAGAGGAAAGAAACAGCUCAGCGUUUUCACCAUGAGGCCAAUGGUCAUUAUAAAACCGUUACAGAGUUUAAUGGCUGUGAUAGGAGAAAACUGAGGAUGGAUCAACAACAUUGUAGUUAUUCCACAAUACUUACCUAAUUGACAGUGUGAAAAGAAGGAAGCCUGUACAGAAUACAAAUAUUCCAAAACAUGCAUCCUGUUUGCAACAAGGCACUAAAGUAAUACUGCAAAAAAAUGUGGCAAAGAAAUUAACUUUAUAUCCUGAAUACAAAGUGUUAUGUUUGGGGCAAAUCCAACACAUCACAUCACUGAGUACCACUCUUCAUAUUUUCAAGAAUGGUGGUUGCUGCAUCAUGUUAUGGGUAUGCUUGUCAUCGGCAAGGACUAGGGAGUUUUUUUUAGGAUAAAAACUAAACGAAAUGGAGCUAAGCACAGGCAAAAUCCUAGAGGAAAACCUGGUUCAGUCUGCUUUCCAACAGACACUGGGAGACAAAUUCACCUUUCAGCAGGACAAUAACAUAAAACCCAAGGCCAAAUAUACACUGGAGUUGCUUACCAAGAUGACAUCGAAUGUUCGUGAGUGGCCUAGUUACAGUUUUGACUUAAAUCAGCUUGAAAAUCUAUGGCAAGACUUGAAAAUGGCUGUCUAGCAAUGAUCAACAACCAACUUGACAAAGCAAAGAAGUAUAAUGUUUAAAAUAAAAAUGUGCAUAUAUUGUACAAUCCAGUUGUGCAAAGCUCUUCGAGACUGGCCCAGAAAAACUCAGCUGUAAUUGCUGCCAAAGGUGAUUCUAACAUGUAUUGACUCAAGGGGUUGAAUACUUAUUUAAUCAAGAUACUGUAUGUGUAGAUCAUUGACAAAAAAUGACAAAUCCAUUUUAAUCCCACCUUGUAACACAACAAAAUGUGGAAAAAGUCAAGGGGUGUGACUCCUUUCUGAAGCACUGUAGAACAGCUUCGACAAGGAUAGAGUUGCACGCACCAUUGGGUUGCACCAUGAGAUGGCGCUAUUGUGUAACGUGUCGCAUAGAGAAGAAAUGUCAGCGGAAGGUUGGCCUCCCAAAGCGAAAUCCACGACCCUAGUAGGACCUGGGAAGAUUGACUUGUUUUAGUCUUUACUGAAUGUGAAGCUCUUCACAGUCUCAUCAGAAUUUGAUCAUUGUGACUCAUCAAAAAAUACAAUUUCGUGAACUAAUUGAAAUGGUAAUGUUACAGCUAUGUUAUAGCUGGCAUGGCAUGGGGUAACAGUUUCUGUGUUCAAUGCUGAAGGUCGGCACACUGAUUUUCUCUCACUGAUGCCGGUUGUUGUUGACUUUCUGUCAGGACACGGCAGGACAGGAGAGGUUCCGGACCCUGACGCCCAGCUACUACCGUGGUGCACAGGGAGUUAUACUAGGUGAGGUGGUGUUUUGUCUCAUGGCCAACAGUGGUGUACAUAUUACCACCUCUGGAGCCGUAUGUACCAAGCGUGCUGAUCCAGGAUCAGGCUCCUGCCUGUCCUUACAAUCUUAUUCAUGAUGAUGUAAAAAUGGCAAAGGACUCAUACUCUGAGAAGCCCCCCUGGUCUCCCAAAAAUGAGGUGCCUAUUUCAAAUACUCCACCACAUUCUCAAAUCUGAACCUGUCUAGUACUGUGGACCUCCACACUAUGAUUUGAGGACCCCCCCCCCCCCCCCCCCCCCCCCCCGCUUGUAUAACACAUCUUAAUUGUAGCUAUGGAUGAAGGUACAGACACUGUUAAUCUCCUCUCUUUUGCUGUUAGUGUACGAUGUCACUAAACGGGACACGUUCACGAGGCUGGAGAACUGGCUGAACGAACUGGAGACGUACUGCACACGGAAUGACCUCGUCAAAAUGCUGGUCGGGAACAAGAUUGAUAAGGAGGUGGGUGUCCCGGUACCAUCGUGGGUCAAUACCUGUCUGGCAUGAAUCUGUCUUUCAGGUGUGCUUCUCUUAUAUUGUCACCUUAGCUGCCGUCUUUGUCUCUCAUUGUCGGAUGGAGCGAAUAAUGUCGUAUCACUUAGCAAUGUUUUGUGUUGCUGGUAUCAUACCUGAUGGUACACCACAUUCCAGAUGCUAGGACUAUAGAUGGUUCUAUUGUUGUCAUAACAACAUUCCAGAUGCUAGGACUAUAGAUGGUUCUAUUGUUGUCAUAACAACAUUCCAGAUGCUAGGACUAUAGAUGGUUCUAUUGUUGUCAUAACAACAUUCCAGAUGCUAGGACUAUAGAUGGUUCUAUUGUUGUCAUAACAACAUUCCAGAUGCUAGGACUAUAGAUGGUUCUAUUGUUGUCAUGAGUUGUCAAACAGGCUAACACCUGUUAUGUGAACCCAUUGUUGAAUUUGACAGUUCAGUUUUUGUUUCAGGAAAACCGUGAAGUUGACAGAAACGAAGGCCUUAAGUUCGCAAGGAAACACUCCAUGCUUUUUAUUGGUAAGUUCUUCAUCCUUGUAAAAUAGCUGGCCGUCUAUGAGUAAAGGAACCCGGAUACUGAAGUGAAAAACAAAGCGAUGCAGGGACUCAGAAAUAUGUUAAUAGGGUCUACUACAUAAAGACAUCUACAUCUUUUACCGUUUCGUGAUUAAAUACCAGUUGGAGACUAACUUUACAACAAUGUGCAGACUCUUUUUUAAUUCGAGCACAGAUGUCGUCCUGUAACUCUCCUUUGACAUUCCUAAUCUCCACUGUCAGCGCCACGCUGAAGGAUGCAGCCCUUCCAGGAGAAUUGCAUUACGAUCGCAAAUCUGCAGUCAAUCAUCUAUCAAACCCAUUUCUACAUAUGUUUCUAUUUCCCAGCUCCAUCUGCCUCCUGAAAUUAGGUUAUAGCAUUUCUGAAGACUUUCCAUUUUAGAAUGACUAAAUUAAGGGUUUUGAAAAAGGGCAAUGUUUUUGUUUUUAUGUGCCGUGUAGGCUACACAGUGCCCAAUAUAUACUUUUUCUAAAUGCAAACAUUUAUAUUUUAUGAACUCUGAAUGUGUAUGGCUUACGUUGGCCUGCAGUUUUGUCUACACAAGUCAAUCUAAAUUACCCAAAUCGAGAUCAUCAUACGUCAGAAAAUCAACAGAUUAAAGAUAUCUCCUUAGAAAAUGACCUUAAUGCAUGGAGUGGGUGAAUCAGACAUCAAUCUGGGGGGGGGGGGAAUCCAUCCCAGUCCGAUGUGGUAAUGGCACUUGUCAUGCACAGAUUUUGUUGCGUUAAAAUCUGUGACGUGAUUUCAUCAAUAUUUCUCAGCUACUGGGAUUUAAACAUAAAUAGUGCUGAACGUAUGUUUACCCACAGUCAUUUCUGCUCCUAUUUAUUCCAAACCUAAAAUAGUGUUUAGUGAAUUUGCGUUGUUGCAUCCCCAUACGUUGAUACCACACUAAUGUGCCCUUCCACCCUGGCAGAGGCCAGUGCUAAAACCAGGGAUGGUGUCCAGUGUGCCUUCGAGGAGCUGGUGGAGAAGAUUCUCCAGACCCCAGGGCUUUGGGAAAGCGACACCCAGCCCCGGGGCGUCCAACUGGGGGACAAGGAGCAGCGCGGGGCGGGGAGCUGUGGAGGAUACUGCUCCGUACUGUAAACUGGAACCAACCCAAACGGCAUACUGGAAACCAGAAACUGAGAAGAAUAUUAAGAGUCCGUUAAUACCGUGUGGUUUUCUGAGACACGACAAGGUAUCAUCUGUACCUUUCUGAGGUCUUGGUCCAAAAGGGACUUUGCAGUUUGCACACUUCCUGUACUGCCAGUCAGUUGUCACAGUGCAUUACGUCGUGUUGAAAACAUGGUCGAUAUUCAUCAUGUAUAAAAUAUCACGCUAAAUGAGGUUCAUUGUUUUAUCUAUCAAGUUUGUUGUUAACCACACCAAGUCACAUAUACGUCUUGUCAAACACAUCAUGGUGAAAUGGUGAUUUUCCUCUCUACAAUAUUAAUAUUGUAUACAUUCGGCUACACGUUUAUGCAAUACAGUAUGAAUAUGAUCACUACAUCAUGUCAAAUAACUACCAAGUUAUACCACAAAUACCUUUUUGCUAUUUAUGUCAAGUCCUCUGCUUGAUGAGUAGAUCUGCAUGCCUUAACCAUGGUUACCAUAGGACCAAUAGAUGAAGGGAGUGAGGGUUCAGAACUUUCACACGCCUUCAUUUAGUCUUAGCUAGUGUUUAUAGGCCUAUAGCCCCCCCCGUAAGCAGUUCAUAACAGCUGACAUAGGCGUUCAUCACCCACACAUUGUGCUCCUAAAGAAAAUAUGUCACGUAAUAUAUUUUAUUAAACAUCCAUUUAACAUGGAAGGCAUGUGUACGCUUCGCAGUUGGUUUUACCAAUGUAUCCCACUGGUUGACAACAAUUAUCAUUUUUAUCCCCUGCCAUUUUAUUUACUUGGUAAUUUCUCUAUUCCAAGCUGCUAAAUAUUUAUAGGAUCAUUUUCUUCCACUUUUUAGUUCUUGAUGUGGGAAGCUAAUUUUAAACGCUGUUGAAUAUUGCAGAUUUUUAAUACAGGGGUUGCACGCUACAUGCAAUGUGAUACGUCUUGGCAAGCGCUGUCCAUGUAGCUGCAGUGUUCAUAUAGCCUAGUGAUGUGCAUGUUCAUAGCUGUCACUGGCUCAAAUGUUGAAGGGAAAAAAAAAAGUUACAUCGUGUUUAUUAUUAAAGCUGUUGCGAUUAUAAAGGCUUUUUCUUUAAUUCACCAAAGCUUGGUUUCAUUCUGACCUAGCUGGUCCUUCAAUCAAGCCUUCUUAUUAAAUAAUGGUCAUCAGUUCAAGCACGCUUAGGAAUGUUCAUUGGAUCCUGUGGUCUGGAAAAGUGAUGAAUUACAUGGAUCAGUCCAACAGGUUUCUCUCCUCCAGCCUGUUCGACAGAGAUGUUUAUGUAUUCCCUUGUCUCCUGCCUAGUUAAAUGGUCCACUCCAUCAGUUAUUACACACCCGAGUCAUGUCACACCACAUACGUACAUGCACAAACUCGUUGUCAAGACAGAUUUGAGUCUUGGGGCAUUAUAUCUGUAGCAAGAUAUACAGUAUGAUGGUUGCAUGUUUGCUAUUUGUUUCCCAAUUUCUUUUGGUUUUGAAUUUGAAAUAAUUAUCCUCUUUAUUUGUUGUAUUUUCAAUUUUUGUCUUGACCUUUUUUAAGUAGGCGCGUUUGCUAUCCAAGAAUCCCCUUAUGAAUAUCUAUGCCUUAACAUUCAAAUGACACUUGUAAGUGGUGUUGUGCUCAGUCAUAACAUGGAUAUUUGUAUUAUUUCAAACUGAAAUAAAAGACAAUCUGAAGAAGAGGAAUGUUCUGGAUUUGAGUUUGUUGUUCGAGU